Dunckerocampus dactyliophorus (ringed pipefish) is the source of this 3991-nucleotide messenger RNA. RefSeq names its product deoxynucleotidyltransferase, terminal, interacting protein 2 (gene dnttip2). Gene Ontology annotation, molecular function: RNA binding. Lineage: Eukaryota; Metazoa; Chordata; Actinopteri; Syngnathiformes; Syngnathidae. Gene Ontology annotation, cellular component: nucleolus. Gene Ontology annotation, biological process: RNA processing. The record is from RefSeq and is a predicted model, not a curated record. Bases 27 to 2864 code for a protein of 945 amino acids. The transcript is spliced from 7 exons.
CAAACCGGAAGUGAGUGUCAAGCAAGAUGGUGGCCACACGGAGGGGAGUACGCGUGAGUUCUCCGACUACAACAAACGUCGAACAGCCCUCCGAUGCCAAGGCCACUCCAGCCACAGGAAGAACCAGGAGUGCGGCUUCGCGGUCGGACAGCCCGACUGUGAAUGUCCUGGUGGAGAACAGCGGCCAGCUACAAGAAACAGACGUGGCAACGUCUUUGUGGACGUCCACAUUGAAAAGAUGCACCAGAGCUUCCAGACUCCACAGCCCAGAGCAGCCUUGCACCCCUGUGGGCUCCAUCCACGAAGCAGACGUGUCCGACCUGGAGUCCUGCUGCUCCGACAUGGAAGCACGUGUGAGAUGCAGCAGCAGGAGGAGACCUCCCAGCAAAGCAAAUCAAGAACAGGAGACAUCGGAGUCCUGCUCGUCUCCUGUACAGGAAAAUGUUAGAAGCACACGGAAGACGGCUGCAGCUUCAGUGGAGGCGGCAGACAAAAAGGUAGACUCCAGUAGCUCCAUAGUGUCUGAUGGUGAAGCACCAAUGAAGCGGAGCAGAAGAAGCAGGAGAGUCAAUCAAGCAGAAGAAGAGGCGUCGGAGGCGGAAUCCUGCGCUUCUUCCGUAUCGGCCACGAGAACUCGCCGGAGCACGAGGAGAAGACCCAUUCCUGACCCACAGCAGGAAGGUGAGGCUAAAGACAACAAGGUGGACUUGGUACCUGAGACGGCGGAGUCCUACCAGAGUCGGAGAAAAAGCGUUUGUACCAGACGGUCCGCCAAGGGACAACAAGAGGACUCUGAGCUAUCCGAUGCUGAGAGCAACGCUUCUAGCGUCUUGGACGCUUCUCGCUCUGCAGUCCGUAGAAGUACCAGAAUCAGGAAGCCAAUAUGCCCCAUUCCCAUGAACCUGGAUGAGGUCUCUGUGAGCUCUCCCACUCUGAGAAGGACAAGAAGAAGAAAGACCACAGCGGCUGAGAAGUCAUGUGACUCUGAGAGCUUUGAUUCUGGCCCGGACUACAGCGUGUCCACAUGGGCCAAGACCCGAUCCUCCAGGUCUAAGACUACCGAGUCAGACUCCGACCUAACUGAGGGAAGCGGGACUCCCUGCAGCAGCCGCACCGGAUCGGGGAGCAGCCUGCGGCGUGCUCCGGCCUCUGUGAUGAAGGACCUCGUCGUGGUUCUGGAGAACACUGUGGAGGAAUGCAUGAUGGACAACUCUGUGCUGGAGAGCACUGUGGUCGCUGAAGAUGCAGAUGGAACGCUGCUUGACAAAGACGCAACUGAAGCUUUGGAAGAACAAGACAAGAAAGUCAGUGAGGACUUAAGUGAAGCUGCACAAGUGGAAGACCCACUUGAAGAUGAAAAAAAGAAAGCUACACGAAGGGGAGACGCCAUGCUUGUAGAGAGUUCUAAAGAUGUGGAAGAGGUUCUUGUAAGAGACUCUGUCAGUGCGGCUGCGGUGGUGCUCACAAGCAAGCGGGGCGAACCAUCUGCUGAAGAAAACCAGGAUGAAAAUACCUCGCCGGUCGAAGUGAUGGAGGAAAGGGAGCCUUCUUCCACAGAAAUGAAGCGUGAAGAUGCCCCCAACGACGGCGCUUUCCUUGCAGAAGAGCACUCUGUCAGUGAGGCUGCAGUGGCGUCCACAGACCAGCAGGGCGAGCUGUCUGCUGAAGAGACGAAGGAAGGAGACACCUCGGCAGUGGAAGGGAUGGAGGAAACUGAGCCUUCUUCCACACAGACAAGGUGUGAAGAUGUCCCUGGAAAGAAAGCAGAGAAGGAUGAGAUCAUUAACAUACAGACUGAAACAUCAUGUGAUGUUUCAGCAAACCAUGAGAUGGAGGACAUGGACAUGGACAGGCCGGUGAUCCAAGCCGCCGAGGCGACACCUAAAGCUCCACCGAAACGCAAAAAAGCUGCCCAUAAAACAUUCAGCCUCACGGUCAGCAGUGAUGAUGAUGAUGAUGAAGUGGAGGAGGAGGAUGACGACGACUUCUCCGAGGAAGAGCAGGAUGGAGGGGAAAGACGAAGUCUCUCCAGGAAGCCCAAGGACACAGUGGCAUCUGUGGAAGGCUUGUUCAUGGUGGACACGCGGGCUGGAGAGGAGGUGGACGAGGACUACUUGUUGGAGCGACUCACGAAGGAGGAAUUGGUCGGCGGGAAGGAUGACGAAGAGGAGGAGUUUGUGGAUGAGGAGGGCGAUGACAACGGAGAAGCAGAUCUGAACUUGUCAAGCAAGAAUCGCUGGUUGAAAAAGAUGUCCAGCUGCAUUGACCCAGGCAUCAAUAUGAAGCAGCUCGGGGGUUUGUACAUCACUUUUGAUGGCAGCAAAUCAAACUCUGGCCCCAGUACGUCGAAGAAGCAAAAGCAAAAGAAGGUCCAGGAUGAGGUGAUGAAGAAGAGCGUGAUGGGCCCAGACUUUGAGAAGAAGGACGCGGUGCCUCCAUACAGUGAAUCCAAACACGUCUUAAAACAAAAACACAGAGUGGAGCGUGAAAAGUCCACAGGGGACGGCUGGUUCAACAUGAAAGCUCCUGAGCUCACCAAGGAGCUGCAAGGAGACCUUCAACUCCUGAAGAUGAGAGGAUCCCUGGAUCCAAAGAGGUUCUAUAAGAAGAAUGACCGAGAUGGGUUCCCCAAGUACUUUCAGGUGGGCACUGUGGUGGACAACCCGGUGGACUUCUAUCAUUCCCGCUUACCCAAGAAGCAGAGGAAGAGGACCAUGGUGGAGGAGCUGCUGGCUGAUGCGGAGUUCAGACACAAAAACAAGAAGAAGUACCAGGACAUCAUGGCCGAGAAAGCAGCCCAGGCAGCGGGAAAGCACAAGUACAAGAAGAACCAAUUCCAUAAGAAAUCGAAAGUCCCAAAGUGAGACUGCGUGGAGGUGUCAGUUAUGCCAUGGGCAAUGUUGGCUAUUAGUCGUAAGCUAUUUUAUUUUCCAUGUAUUUAAAGCCUGUCGCCCGAAGUCAGCUGGGAUAGGCUCCUGCGUACCCCCGCGACGCAAAUGUGGAGAAAAUGGAUGGAUGAGAUUUAAAGCUGCACAGAAAUCAUUCACACGCAUUCAAAUACAAAUGAAACAAAGCGUCACGUUUUCUUGUACAUGAACAUAAAUAUGUGAACACUUUGUUUAAAGACAAUACUUUGUGUUUUGUUUUAUAUUUGGACACGGCUGAGCAUUAAGGGGCAUUCAUUGUCAAUCAUGUUGACACGCUGGUCUACUUUUCAAAGCAAAACAUGUCUCAGACUUGACAGCAAGGCAACCUUCAUUUUAAAGUAAAUGUACUUGAGUAGUCCUGCUUCCUGACGUUAAAGGGUGCAUUUCUUGGCAGAUGUUCUGUGCUUUUAUUUUUCUCUACAACACUGUCAAUAUGUGACAUACAUUUCAUGUAAAGGCAUCUUUUGGGCACUGAAAACUACAAACUUCAAUACAAUCCAUGGCAAUUAUUUUGUGAUAUUUCAAUAAAAACAUAUAUACUAUAUUGUAUAAAAAUAAUAAACAGACAGUUGAAGAUAAUCCAAAUAUGUAAUACUAUCUUCACAAGUGAGAUGGGUGGGGCCCAUUUUGCAAUGAAUAAUUUUUUUCACAUUCAUGAAAGCAAAGUAGAAGCUCACGGCUAAAUAAUUGAAGCGAUUAAAAUGUGCAGUAGCAUGAAUUGUCUUUUGAUUCCAUUGUGAAAUCUAAUCUCAUACAUGAAACCUAUUUAACCAACUUACUGUAUUUCAUGACCCAUUUCUACAUUUCACAACCUUUGGAUUAUUUAAUGAGUGUUUGAUUCCAUUAAAAUACCUUCUGAGCAAGUAGCCUUGAUUUAAAGACCUUUUUAGGCACUAGAUAUUUCAACCUGUGACAAGUGUUUUUACUUUUGUGAUAUUUAAAAAGAAACACUUUGGCACAAUAAGGUACACAAAAUUACAGUAGUUAAUGGGGAACAAACCUACCUAACCCUAACUACUACUCAUUAGUUACUCAUUAGUUCCUCAGUAACUACCCUAAAUUAA